AUGGCAGGACCUAAUCUAGAAGUUUUCAAGUUUGGAAUGUACAUCCUCUUCCCAAUUGGCACCAUGUACUACUUUGGUACCAAUCUUGACAACCGCUUUUCCGUACCCGACUUCUGGCCCAGCCAAAGCGCAACCCACAAGAUCCCGUUUGAUCGCGAUGAGAUUUCCAAGGAGUUGGAGAGACUGAAAGCGAGAAAUUUGGAGAACAAGAGGAGGCGAGAGGCCGAGGAGGCGAGGAUGAGGGAGUUGGGCAUGGGCAAGGGCGAGUAA
This is a messenger RNA of Plenodomus lingam JN3, 270 nucleotides long. RefSeq lists its product as uncharacterized. Gene Ontology annotation, biological process: mitochondrial respiratory chain complex IV assembly. Gene Ontology annotation, cellular component: mitochondrial inner membrane; mitochondrion. The record is from RefSeq and is a predicted model, not a curated record. NCBI's taxonomy places the organism in Eukaryota, Fungi, Ascomycota, Dothideomycetes, Pleosporales, Leptosphaeriaceae.